CUGUAGUAAACAUUUUUUAUUCGCACUAAUCAAUCAACACGUUCUUCUCUUUGUAUGUCUCAAUAUAAUGCUAUAAUUUAAUUAAAUCCAUUUAAAAUAAUCUUUGUGUGAAAAUAAAAUAUGAUCCUCAACUCCGUUUCCCCUCCAGUCAGCAGACGGCGAUGUGCGUCUUUCAGGCGACGCUGCCAGCGUGACGUAUAAUCUAGUGGACGGUUCUUCAGAAACAGCUCGUCAACCACCGUAGCUUGCUAGCCAACAUAGCCUAAAGAUUCAAGCUAUUUAUACGCUUUCGGUCUAUAUUUGCUGCUGUGUUUUAGACACACUUCUGUCGUAUCUACUUGUUUACCUAUUUAAUUUAAUAUUACGUUAUUUUGUAUUAGUCAGAUAUAGCAGCUGGCUGGUUAAGUUAGCACUAGACUAGUCGCUAAUGAUAGAUAGCUAGCUAACAUCUCCGAACAUGAGCUCCCUAAACUACUCCCCUCCUGUUAAAGAAGAGGUCUGCUGGACGGAGAAAGAAGCUCUGGGGCUAAACAUUGUCGUGAAAGAGGAGACGGAAGAGGAGGCUGUCACAGUAAAACAAGAAGUUGGGGGUGAGGCUGUUACAGUGAAAGAAGAGAAAGACUCGUUCAGAGUGAACGAGGAGGAGGAUGUCACAGUAAAACAAGAGGAAGGGAAAGAGGAUGUAGUUUUUGGAGUGAAGAUGGAAGGGGAGAUUACUGUCACAUUGGAAGAUGAGGAGGAUGUUACAGUAAAAGAAGAGGAUGUUACAGUAAAAGAGGAUGUAGUUUUUGGAGUGAAGAAGGAAGGGGAGAUUACUGUCACAUUGAAAGAUGAGGAGGUGGAGAUAGAUCUGAUUAACACCAGAGAGAAACCAGACUCUGACAGCGGGGAGAGUCCUUCAGGGGAACCAGACCCAGAGAUGCCCAAACCAGCGAGACAACACCACUGCUCUCACUGUGUUAAGAGUUUUUGCUGGUCAGGGAACCUAAAACUGCAUGAAAGAACACACACAGGAGAAAAGCCUUUCCAAUGUUCCCAGUGUGGAAAGAGUUUUACCAUGUUAGCUAACCUGAAAAGGCAUGAGAGAAUACACACAGGAGAAAAGCCUUAUCACUGUUCCCACUGUGGAAUGAGGUUUACUCAGACGGGGCACCUAAAAGCUCAUGAGAGAACACACACAGGAGAAAAGCCUUUCCAAUGUUCCCAGUGUGGAAAAAGUUUUACUAAGAAAGGGCAAUUAAAAGAGCAUGAGAGAAUACAUAAAGGAGAAAAGCCAUUCCAAUGUUCCCAUUGUGGAAAGAGUUUUACUCUAAUAGGAAACCUAAAAAAACAUGCAAGACUACACACAGGAGAAAUGCCUUUCCAAUGUUCCCAGUGUGAAAAGAGUUUUGCCGUGUUAGCUAACCUGAAAAGGCAUGAGAGAAUACACACUGGAGAAAAGCCUUACCACUGUUCCCACUGUGAAAAGAGGUUUAUUCAGUUAGGGGACCUAAAAGCUCAUGAGAGGGUACACACAGGAGAAAAGCCUUAUCACUGUUCCCACUGUGAAAAGAGUUUUAUUCAUUUAGGGUACCUAAAAGCUCAUGAGAGGACACACACAGGAGAAAAGCCUUUCCAAUGUUCCCAUUGUGAAAAGACUUUUACCAUUUUAGCUAACCUGAAAAGGCAUGAGAGAAUACACACAGGAGAAAAGCCUUAUCACUGUUCCCACUGUGGGAUGAGUUUUACUCAGACAGGGCACCUAAAAGCUCAUGAGAGGAUACACACAGGAGAAAAGCCAUUCCAUUGUUCCCAUUGUGGAAAGAGUUUUACUAAGAAAGGGCCGUUAAAAGAGCACGAGAGAAUACACACAGGAGAAAAGCCUUUCCAAUGCCCCCAGUGUGGAAAGAGUUUUCCCUGGUUAAGGAGCCUGAAGGAGCAUAAGAAGACACACACCAAAAAAGCCCUACCACUGCUCUCUCUCUGUGUGGAAUGACAUUUUCCCAGUCACAGAACCUGAAAUCACAUGAGACAAUAAAGGUGCUGUGAUCUAACUUUUUUUUUUUGACUGAGAAUUUGUGUUUUUGUUUAUGCCUCAUGAAAUCAUAUUAUUUAUGAUUAUACCUGUCUAUAUAAGGUCCUACAGUUGACAAUGCACGUCAGAGCAAACGCCAAGCAAUGAGGUCAAAGAAAUUGUCCGUAGAGCUCCGAGACAGGAUUGUGUUGAGGGACAGAUAUGGGGAAGGGUACCAAAAAAUAUCUGUAGCAUUGGAUGUCCCCAAGAACACAGUGGUCACCAUCAUUCUUUGAUUGAAGAAGUUUGGUACCACCAAGACUCGCACGGCCAAACUGAGCAAUUGGGGGAGACGGGCCUUAGUCUGGGAGGUGAUCAAGAACCCGAUGGUCACUCUGAUAGAGCUACAGAGUUUCUCUGUGGGGAUGGGAGAACCUUCCAGAAGGACAACCAUCUCUGUAGCACUCCACCAAUCAAGCCUUUAUGGUAGGGUGGCAGGACAGAAGCCACUCCUCAGUAAAAUGCACAUUACAGCCCGCUUGGAGUUUGCCAAAAAGACACCUAAAGACUCUCAGACCAUGAGAAACAAGAUUUCCUGGUCUGAUGAAACCGAUAUUAAAUUAUUUGGCCUGAAUGCCAAGCAUCAUAUCUGAUAUAAACCUGGCACAGCAUCAGGCUGUGAGGAUGUUUUUCAGCGGCAGGAACUCGGAUGCUAGUAAGGAUCGAGAGAAAGAUGGACGGAGCAAAGUGCAGAGAGCUCUAUGGUGAAAACCUGCUCCAGAGCACUCAGAACCUCAGACUGGGGCGAAGGUUCACCUUCCAGCAGGACAACGACCCUAACCAAUCAUCCAAGACAGCGUAGGAGUGGCUUUGGGACAAGUCUCUGAAUAACCUUGAGUGGCCCAGCCAGAGCCCGGACUUGAACCCAAUCUAACAUCUCUGGUGAGACCUGAAAAUAGCAGUUUGAGAGAAGAAUGGUAGAAACUCCCCAAAUAUAGGAUGCCAAGUUUGUAGCGUCAUACCCAUGAAGACUGGAGGCUGUAAUCGCCAUCUAAGGUGUUUCAACAAAAUACAUAGUAAAAGGUCUGAAUACUUAUGUAGAUUUUUCAGUUUAUUAUUUUAAUAAAUUAGAAGGAAAAAGGUGUUUUUGCUUUGUCA
This is a messenger RNA of Oncorhynchus keta (chum salmon), 3151 nucleotides long. RefSeq names its product zinc finger protein 501-like. Gene Ontology annotation, molecular function: DNA-binding transcription factor activity, RNA polymerase II-specific; RNA polymerase II cis-regulatory region sequence-specific DNA binding. Gene Ontology annotation, cellular component: nucleus. Bases 458 to 1975 code for a protein of 505 amino acids. Gene Ontology annotation, biological process: regulation of transcription by RNA polymerase II. The record is from RefSeq and is a predicted model, not a curated record. The transcript is spliced from 2 exons. NCBI's taxonomy places the organism in Eukaryota, Metazoa, Chordata, Actinopteri, Salmoniformes, Salmonidae.